Molecule: messenger RNA, 4226 nt
Organism: Suncus etruscus (white-toothed pygmy shrew)
Lineage: Eukaryota; Metazoa; Chordata; Mammalia; Eulipotyphla; Soricidae
Gene: SP1
Product: Sp1 transcription factor
Exons: 6
Coding region: 1-2481 (826 amino acids)
Biological process (GO): regulation of transcription by RNA polymerase II
Molecular function (GO): DNA-binding transcription factor activity, RNA polymerase II-specific; RNA polymerase II cis-regulatory region sequence-specific DNA binding
Source: RefSeq, a predicted model, not a curated record
AUGAGCGUUUCAUCUUUUGUUCGUCACUUAUUUCAUCAUAGCUUCCACUUUACCUUUUUUUUUUUUUCUUGUCCUGACUUUAAGUCGUCUAUCUUUUCAUCGUUUAUAGACCAAGAUCACUCCUUGGACGACAUGGCAGCUGUCGUGAAGAUCGAAAAAGGCGUCGGUGGCAAUAAUGGGGGCAAUGGGAAUGGCAGUGGUGCCUUUUCUCAGGCUCGGAGCAACAGCACUGGCAGCAGCAGCAGCAGCGGUGGAGGAGGAGGAGGAGGAGGAGGAGGAGGACAGCCAUCCCCUUUGGCUCUGCUGGCAGCAACUUGCAGCAGAAUUGAGUCACCCAAUGAAAACAGCAACAACUCCCAGGGCCCAAGCCAGUCAGGGGGUACAGGUGAGCUUGACCUCACAUCCACACAACUCUCACAGGGUGCCAAUGGCUGGCAGAUCAUCUCUUCCUCCUCUGGGGCUACCCCUACCUCAAAGGAACAGAGUGGCAACAGUACCAAUGGCAGCAAUGGCAGUGAUUCUUCCAAGAACCGCACCGUCUCCGGUGGGCAGUAUGUUGUGGCUGCCACCUCCAACUUACAGAACCAGCAAGUCCUGACAGGACUACCUGGAGUGAUGCCUAAUAUCCAAUAUCAAGUAAUUCCUCAGUUUCAGACCGUUGAUGGGCAGCAGCUGCAAUUUGCUGCCACGGGGGCCCAAGUCCAGCAGGAUGGUUCUGGUCAAAUACAGAUUAUACCUGGUGCAAAUCAACAGAUCAUCACAAACCGAGGAAGUGGAGGCAACAUCAUUGCUGCUAUGCCAAACUUACUUCAGCAGGCUGUCCCCCUUCAAGGCCUGGCUAACAAUGUGCUCUCAGGACAGACUCAGUACGUGACCAACGUACCAGUGGCCCUGAAUGGGAAUAUCACUUUGCUACCCGUCAACAGCGUUUCUGCAGCUACCUUGACUCCUAGCUCUCAGGCAGUCACAAUCAGCAGCUCUGGGUCCCAGGAGAGUGGUUCACAGCCAGUCACUUCAGGGACUUCCAUCAGUUCCACCAGUUUGGUAUCCUCACAAACCAGUUCCAGCUCCUUCUUCACCAAUGCCAAUAGCUACUCAACAACGACUACCACCAGCAACAUGGGAAUCAUGAACUUUACCACCAGCGGAUCAGCAGGGACCAACUCUCAAGGUCAGACACCCCAGAGGGUCAGUGGUCUACAGGGAUCUGAUGCUCUGAACAUCCAGCAGAAUCAGACAUCUGGAGGUUCACUGCAGACAACUCAACAAAAAGAGGGAGAGCAGAACCAGCAGCCGCAGCAGCAACAACAACAACAAAUUCUUAUUCAGCCUCAGCUAGUUCAAGGGGGACAAACCCUUCAGGCUCUCCAGGCUGCACCAUUGUCAGGGCAGACCUUUACAACUCAAGCUAUCUCCCAGGAAACCCUCCAGAAUCUCCAGCUUCAGGCUGUUCCAAACUCUGGCCCCAUAAUCAUUCGGACACCAACCGUGGGGCCUAAUGGACAGGUCAGUUGGCAGACUCUUCAGUUGCAGAAUCUCCAAGUUCAGAACCCACAGGCCCAGACAAUCACCUUGGCUCCCAUGCAGGGUGUUUCCUUGGGACAGACCAGUAGCAGCAAUACCACCCUCACACCCAUUGCCUCAGCUGCAUCCAUCCCUGCUGGCACAGUCACUGUGAAUGCUGCUCAACUCUCCUCCAUGCCUGGCCUCCAGACCAUUAACCUCAGCGCUUUGGGUGCUUCAGGGAUCCAGGUACACCAGCUUCCAAGCCUGCCAUUGACUAUAGCUAAUGCUCCAGGUGAUCAUGCAGCUCAGCUUGGCCUCCAUGGGGCUGGUGGUGAUGGAAUACAUGAUGACGCAGCAGGUGGAGAGGAAGGAGAGAAUAGCCCUGAUCCCCAGCCCCAAGCUGGUCGCAGGACCCGACGAGAAGCAUGUACCUGCCCCUACUGUAAAGACAGUGAAGGAAGGGGUUCUGGGGAUCCUGGUAAAAAGAAACAGCACAUUUGCCACAUGCAGGGAUGUGGCAAAGUAUAUGGCAAGACCUCACACCUACGGGCACAUUUGCGUUGGCACACAGGCGAGAGGCCAUUCAUGUGUACCUGGUCAUACUGUGGGAAACGCUUCACACGUUCGGAUGAGCUACAGAGGCACAAACGUACUCACACAGGUGAGAAGAAAUUUGCCUGCCCUGAAUGUCCCAAGCGUUUCAUGAGGAGUGACCACCUGUCGAAGCAUAUCAAGACCCACCAGAAUAAGAAGGGAGGCCCUGGUGUAGCUCUGAGUGUGGGCACUUUGCCCCUGGACAGUGGGGCAGGUUCAGAAGGCAGCGCCUCUGCCACUCCUUCUGCCCUUAUUACCACCAAUAUGGUAGCCAUGGAGGCCAUCUGUCCAGAGGGUAUUGCCCGUCUCGCCAACAGUGGCAUCAACGUCAUGCAGGUUGCGGAUCUGCAGUCAAUUAAUAUCAGUGGCAAUGGCUUCUGAGAUCAGUCUCCCAGGGCCAGAGACACAUGGGCCAUACCCAUCAACCCUGGGAUGCAAAGUAGCAUGGGUCCAAGAGACAUGUGGGAAAGAGCCAUGAGGCAUUAAAAUGCAUGGUGGUGGGAAGAAUGGGGAAUGGAUACAAAAGAAGAUAUGGGGUCCUGGCACCCACCUAUCAUCAGUACCUCCUUGAAGUGAGAAAUAUUAGUCAAAAUUCGUUGGUGCCACCCUUUGAGCAUUUGUUUGACCCCAAAUAGUUUCUUCUUACCCCAGCAUCCCCUUCCUGCAUUUGUCUUCUCAGCUUCCCCAUCAUGGACCCUCCCUUCCUAAAGCCAUCAUGCCUUGAUAAAUAUAUAUGAUCAUUGAAAUACUUUUUAACAAGAAACAGAUUCUAUAUUAUAUAUAUAUAUACAAAUAUAUAUAUAAAAGAUAUAUAGAGAUGCAUUUGCAGGGGUUGGCUGGGAGGAGAAAAGAGACCAUUCUGUGACCAAAAUACCUUGGUCAUUAUUUUAUAUUGCCUUAUUUCUCUUAUGGCUGAGCCUUGUGACACAUCAGGCUUUUCUGUAGAUGUUAUCUUGGCUUCCCACCAGAUUAAGCAUUCAUAUUGCUCUGCUUUUAGUUUAUAUAUACAUACAUAAUGUUUUUCCUUUCUUAAUUUGUCUUUUUAUUUGGGAUCAGCUUCUUGCACUCCUUUCCUGACUCAACCUAUUCUGUCUCCCCCCACCUCUCACCUGAUCACUUCAUGUUUUGUUUUUGGUAGUGAUCCUGGAUGAGGGAUUUAUGUCAGUCCUAAAAUUCAUAGUCUUAGUAGCAGAAUGGAGAAUCUUUGAAACCCAGGGUGAUGCUUGAGGUAGCUACAAAUAGAUAAUCUUCAAAAUACUACUGACGCAGGCACCCUUCUGGUGCUGGAGAAUCAAAGGCACCACUCUUCAUUAACUGCUCUAAGCAUUUAAGAAUCUUAGUCUUUGUAUGAAAUUAUAUGAGACACUUUGAAGUUAUAAUCUGGGGUCAGUUUGUACAAACCGUUGUAAGGUGGUCAGAUCAUAGGUAGGGGAUUUCAGUAAGAAAAAGAUGUGCUCAGAAGGGGAAGUGACUCAUAGUUGUCUGGAGUUUGUGAAAUUUUGGCCUUGUACAGCUGUCUUCCAAGAGUAGCUCUAAGCUUUGAUAUUUCGGCUUUUGAGUUCACGUUCUGAAAGGAAAUAGAUACCCUCUCUUGAACAUCACUAAUAGUUUCUUUUCCACUUUGUUAUUAAGGAGGAUCAGCCAGUUUUCAUUCUUCAGAACUCCAGAGCAUAUACCAGUGGCAAGGCAUGAUUCUUUGAACUUUCCCUUAACCUUAUUUAGAUAGUUCAGAAGGGAAAAGGAAGCACAUGAUCGUGGGAAUUAGAUAGCCCAGAACAAAAAGGAGUCUUGUCUUAACCACUGUGGUUUAGAGGAGAGAUCAGUAGAAACUAUACUUUCUCCAUGGCCCGAGUUCUAAUGAGACUGAUCCAAAAAUUACAGCGGCAGGGAAUUCUUAGUGCACUUGGCACUAAGAUUUAAAUGUAACCAGAGUUGUCCUCAAGACCCAGCCAUUAAAAACAUUGUCUCUCUCUUAACCUUCUGGUAUCUUGUAAGAGAGAUUUUCACUGUGAGAAAGUGUGGAAAUGACUGUGUGAAUGUGUGUAAUCUGUUAGGUUGGGGAUAGGUUUUCUGUUAGCCAAUACUAAAAGAGACCUGCAAUAAUAAAAAUAAAAAAUUAACCCUAA